Python bivittatus (Burmese python) is the source of this 3135-nucleotide messenger RNA. The record is from RefSeq and is a predicted model, not a curated record. Lineage: Eukaryota; Metazoa; Chordata; Lepidosauria; Squamata; Pythonidae.
AUGAACUACAUUUUUGGAAACAGCUCUCUCCUCUACUCACGGGCCAGCCGGAGUGGCACCACCCCCGGAUCUGGCCAGGGGUCGGGAGGGCCCAAGCCGAGGUUCUGGGCCAGGAAGGGCUCUGCGGACAAUCUGCCAGAGGGCCCUGAGCCUUCACGCUGGCAGCCCAUCCUUGCCUUCUUUGCUCGCAGGCACCCCUUCGUGGACUGUGUCUCGGUUGCCACCAGCUCCAGCCAGACACCAGAAGCUGUUCUUCCUUCUCCUCCUGUUGUCUCUGCUCUGCCAGUUCCUGCUGAGGCUUCACUCAUCCCAUCUUCCAUAUCACAGGCAAAUCCCCCUCCAGUCGUGGUAAACACAGAAGCUCCGGAGACACCAACUUACGUCAAUGGCACUGACGCAGACUAUGAAUAUGAAGAAAUCACACUGGAAAGGGGCAAUUCUGGACUUGGCUUUAGCAUCGCAGGAGGUACAGACAACCCACACAUUGAGGACGACUCUGGUGUGUUCAUUACAAAGAUCAUCCCAGGAGGAGCAGCUGCCCAGGAUGGGAGGCUGCGGGUGAAUGACUGCAUUUUACGUGUGAACGAGGUAGAUGUCCGUGAUGUGACCCAUAGCAAAGCUGUGGAAGCCUUGAAGGAAGCAGGCUCCAUGGUCCGUCUGUAUGUUAAGAGAAGAAGGCAGACGACGGAGAGGAUUGUGGACAUAAAACUGGUGAAGGGGCCCAAAGGUCUUGGGUUCAGCAUAGCUGGGGGUGUUGGAAAUCAGCACAUUCCCGGAGACAACAGUAUCUAUGUCACCAAAAUUAUUGAAGGUGGUGCUGCACAUAAGGAUGGCAGACUCCAGAUUGGAGACAAGUUGAUGGCUGUGAGUUUAAAUUUAUGUUGGCUUUUUAUUCGCUUUUCCAUGCUGCAUUUGGGCAGUUAUGUUCUCCUUUAGUGUUACUAGGACACUCUGUGGCACAUCUUACACAUCAAAAUAGUAUUUUGGAAUCCUGCUGCUAUAAAGACUGAGUUGAAGGUAUGGAGAUGAGUUGGUCUUCAGUUUCUCUCAGAGAAGGCUGGGACACCAUGCAGCGUAACUUGCGUUCCUAGAGCAGGGAGAAACCUAGAGUAAGAACAUGUUUUACAGCAAAGAAGAUCUGCUUUAAAUAUUGCAUAUCUCAUUGGAAGUCAAUAUUGAAACUGGGCCAUCCUAAUUAUAUUUGCUGAAUAAGUGUGUAAUUCACAAGGUUGGUCACAGAUAUUUAGAAUUCCUGAAGCUUUGACUUCUGAACUGCUUAAAUAUGUGGAGCUAGAUAAAACACACUCUUGUGCAUUUGCUUUUGCCCUUGCCUUGCCACUCAGAAAUAAAUGUUCUGUCAUGGCACUUGCCCUUUAGAAUGUCAUCCCCAUGGGGAUUAGAUUGGCCCCCACCCCGAUGGCCUUUCGCAAGCCCUGAAGACGUGGCUGUGUUCCUGGGUAUGCGGGUUGGAGUGUCAGUGCCUGAGAAGUGGUUAUGUUGAUGAUGGGUGCUUAUGUCAGGUGCCGGACAUGUAUUUAUUUUUUAUUGUUAUGCUGUUCUUGUUAGCCACCCAGAGUCACUAUGAUGAAAUAGGUGGCCAUGUAAAUGGAAUAAAAUAAAUACGUGGCCAUUGUUUUAACAAAUUUGCCUUCUUUCAGAAAAUUCUGUGAAGAAAAUGACUUUAAAAUCCUAUCAAGGCAGCUUCAAAAAGAGUAAAAGCACUAUUAGCAUAAAGUUCAAAACGAAGUGCCAACCACAGGACCAGUGCCUGCCAAAUGCCAAAGCAUUUCAAAUCUGGCAACCUAGAGUAUCUUACAAUGUGGCUGUCUUGCCCUUGGAGAAUGGUAUUCUGCACCCGUUAACAUUUAUAGAUUGUCAUAAAAGGCUGUUCUCUAUCGUUUACAUGGCCGAUUCUAAUUAGAUGCAGAUGAGUUUAAAGAGAAGGUCUACCUUCUCAGGACAAGGCCAGUUCGAAUAUCAAGUGGAGCUGGUCAAAAGCACUCCCAGCCACUCCCAGAUCUUCUCCGGUUAAUGCCAAAUCUAGAACUCCAAAAUUCCGUGUUUGAACAUUCAAGGAGUGUAAUUCCUCCUCCCACAACGAGUUUGUUUUCCUCCUCAGUUCUCUCAAGUGUUAUGUUUUGCCUCACCUCCCUCACCUGUUCCUGAAUCACCUCCUCCCAGUAUUCAAGAACUUUGAGGAUCCCCUGCCUGGCACAUGCCGUUCUAGGUGAGGGGUAGAGCUAGGAAUCACCAGCAUAUUGAUGAUGUUUCAGAUCGGUUGUCUACAUAAUUUCCCCCAGUGGUUUCAUAGGAUUUUAGAGUUAGAAAGGGUUAUUUAGGCCAUCAGCCUAACCCCAUGCUUUCAUACAAGAUUCUGUAUUAAAGCAUUCCUGACAAUGACCAUCCAUUUGAUUUCUGUUGUUCAUAUUAAGGCUUUGCUAUUAGUUCUCUGAUUAUCUGUACUGUCCUUCUCAUUACUGCUUAAAAUUUGGUAUCAGGAACUGUACUUGAAGCGGGUGCAAUCGAAAAAAAAUAAAAUGGAAUAAUAGCCCUAACUCUAACUAUAAUUUCCUAAACCUGCAUUUGCCUUUUUUGCAGUUUCAUCCCACUACUGACUCAUACUCAGUUUCCAGGCAACUGCUGUACCAGCAAUUUUUUCGCAAGUAUUGUUACCAAGGCUGCAUCCUAUAUUUAUGCAUUUGAUUUUAUUUCCUGGGGAACUUUGCAUAUGUCUCUUACACCCACUUCUCUACACAAAAACUGUUGCUGGACCAGGAUAUAGCUCAUCUUAGUCUAGCCCUUCCCCACCUUUCCUCCACAAGGGGUAUUUGGAGGCCUCCUGGUCCCAGUUUGGAGGUAACAUUGAGCCUUCAAAACCAUAGCUCUUGACAGAGAGCCUCUUCCGUCCCCUUUUCAGGCCAUCCAAGUUAGUGGCCAUCACUGUGACUUUUGCAUUGUAUUUAAAGGUUUAUUAUACAGGUAGUCCUCACUUACCGACCACUUGUUCAACGACUGAAGUUACAGCGGUGCUGAAAAACUAACUUUAUGGUCAGUUUACAACCAUUUAGGACCUUUGCAGUAUCCCUCAAUCACAUGAUCGCCAUUACAGUCAGUACACAUCCUGACCUGUGUUUU